CACGGAUCUCGAAUUUCUUGACGCAGUCAGCUUCAACCUUUCCACUCUCCCCAGACUCCUCAAAUCAUCCAACGGCAAUAUGAGGACAAGCAGACGAUAAUGGCACCGCGCAAGCCCCUCAAAACCCUUGGGAAGGCAGAAGGAUGCGCAUACAGCGGUUGCAAUGAGAGCCAAGAUACACAAGAGAAGUUCACUGAAUGCUAUCUUGAACAUGGUAUCCGCGUGGUAAGCAGUUCAACGGGACCAGAACAACGCGUACCAUUGCCAGGACAUGGAGCAGCUAACACCCAUGCUCGGUCUUCCGAAUUUUGGAAGCCCGACGACCCCCGCCAGGUUCGAAACGCGCCCAAGAGAUCGCGUCUGCUUCCAGCCGAAAAGUCAAAGCCGAAGGCUUCGUCGCCAGUCGCAGAGCCUCGCCGAUCCAAGGGUAGCCAAUGCCCGCUUCUCACCUCACUCAACUGGGCGACAAAAGAAACUGGCGCGAAUGCAUCUGCGAGCGAUGCCGACGCACCUGAUGCUUUGGUAACGAACGAUGCAUUGCCCCCAAGGCAAGCACCGCGGGCGACAGCACCGCUGAAGAAAAGGAAAAUGGACAGCUCGCAGUCACCAACGCAGUCAAACGAUGGCCGCAGCUACAGUCAGUAUCAAGAUAACGAUUUUCCGUCUGACCAUCCCGCGGGAGAAGAUGGACACGAGACUCAGUCCACCCGCGGCGACUCUCCGCAUCGGACCCUUUACGAAGACGACACUGGUGCUGUAAAGUUUAACCUACCUGCCUACCAAAACUUGCGUGCAGACUUCUCCCAAAAUGACGGGGACGAAGAUUCUCCAGAGUCGGCGCACCACUCUGCGAUUACCCCGGAGACGCCGGCGGUGGGUCCACGGCUUACAUUCCAGAAUGGAGAAGCGUCAGUGCUGGGAGCAUCACAGCUUUUCGCGCAAACGCAAUUUACAUCGGCUGUCAAGAGGGUCUCCCCUACUUCAUCGAGGCCGUCACCCUUUGUUUUCAACGACAACACGAUAUCCCCCAACAAUCUCGAGUCUCCCUUAGGAGGCCGCGGUCUACGAACUUCACCAUCCCUCGGCGUGGCUUCGAGCCCCAACCUCCUGACCACCUCAUCUAAGCCGAUAGUCGAUUCUCAAGAUGCAAUCACUGUUCCCGAGUCCCCGCGGCUCGGGCCUCGCAAAGCCAGGACCAUUCCUGAACCAAUUGGUUCAUACAGUGGCUUUCUCAAUGCGCAAAAGGUGCUGGAAGAGAGUGAAGAUGAUGAUUUUGGAAGUGACGGCGAGAUUCAACGACGCCGUUUGGCGAAAAUGAGACAGGAGGAAGCAGUGAGGCGUUGCGCUUCUAUCAGCGUCGCACGUUCCAGCAGCAUUCCUCGCUCAAGUAGCAAGGGCCCCGAAAAUGUUCAUAUCGAGGUCCCGUCCACAAAUCAUGAAACACAUGAAAAGAAAGUGACCGAAAAGAAGGCAACAGAGGACUAUCUUAAGCAGCGCUGUGGGAAGUAUGAGGCCGAUAAGGACGACUCGGAAGAAACUGAAGAACAUGCUGAAAUUGUGGCCGACUCUCAAGAGCUCGCAGUUCCUACGCCGCCACAGCCACCGCUGCUCGAGAUUCAGGAGAGCAACACCCUUCAACUUGACACGCCAAACGAGAAACACCCGGUCGAGGUCGCAGGCCAGCUCACUAAUGACCCAGCGGAUCCUAUCUUAUCCACGAACACGACCGGAACUAGUGGUACCAAGGAGGUAAUCCCUGAGACUAGCCCGGCUGGCACAUUCAACGAACCUGCACCACGGCUACCUGAGCAUAGCAUCACUCCUCUUGUAGCGUCGGGAGUGGCACGCCGAGGGUUGAAAAUACUUGCCCCUCCAGCCUCAAGCCCGCGAGUAUUUGAGGAUUCGGAUAAAUUAGCUCCUACACAGAGCUUACCGGCACCGAGCACCAUGCAUUCAUCUCCUCCACGACAAUUAUGUGCUAGCACACAACCGUCCUCUAAACCAGCCGGGCCUCGUCGCUCGUCACGUCAAUCAAGCAGCAUGAGGGUAGUCACACCUACAGCAGCUCCCAGCGCGUCGCAUGCUCCCCCAAGUGCCACAUCUACUCUCUCAGCACUUUCUACCACGCCGAAUAUGUCGUCUAGCACAACACCGAAUACGGAGGUUGGGCAUGCAAGUAAGAUGCAUUCGUCACCGUCAGUGACCAAAGCGAAAACGUGCUCAUCCGCUUCGAAGGCUGUCCAAGCGACAGCCAAGCAGUCAGUUCCUGAUGGUAAUGAGACUCAUCCGCCUUCCCCAGCAAGUAACAGAAUGAUACAUCGUUCUCCGCUUACAACUUAUUCUUAUCGCGCUAGACAGCGGAUCAGGAGGGAUUCGAGUAGAACAACACGUCAUCGCUCCGCUUCGACUGAUGAACUUGCCCCGUCGCCUUCAGAAUCAUCCACCCGGUCAAGGUCCUCAAGGUCAUUCACUCAGAAAGCGACAAAACAGAUGCAUGAGGAGUCUGCAGAUACCGGUGGUAUCUUCCAAGGGAUGGCGUUCGCCAUAUCCUUUCAAUCGAAGCAGCCCCAUGAAGCCUCUGAGAAGUACAACGAAAGGCUCGAGCAGAGCAAAUCUGUCCAGCAGAUGAUUCUGCAAGGCGGAGGCAAGGUCCUUACUGGGGGUUUUAGUGAACUCUUCGAAGUUAGAUCUUUGUCCUCGGGCCCAUCGUCUGCAUCAGUUCUAUCCGGUGAUUUGAAGCUGAAACGCCGUGUCAUGGAUACUGGGUUCACAGCCCUGAUUGCCGAUGGGCAUUCGCGCAAGGUGAAGUACAUGCAGGCUCUUGCUCUUGGGUUGCCCUGCCUAGCAUGCAAGUGGAUAUUAACGUGCGUGGCGAAAAACUCUUUGGUGGAUUGGUCUUCUUACGUUCUAUGCGCAGGACAGAGCAAGAUACUAGGAGAUGCCAUCCGGUCUCGUAAUAUAUUAACAUAUGAUGCUUCGAGUGCCAGGCUGGCGGAGGUCAUAACUCGACGACCUAUGCUGCUGGAUAAGACCGAGAUUUUGCUUGUUAUGAAGAAGUCCAGGUCAGAAGACAAGCGGAUGGAAUACGUGUUCCUGGCUCAAGUCCUCGGAGCGGACCUUUUUAGAGUCUUUACUGUGGACGAGGCUAGAGUUAAGCUUCGUGAGAGGGAAGACAAAGAUAACUCUCGACCUUUCGACUGGGUCUACGUUGAUGACCACAUGGCUAAUGUUGAGGGUAUUUUUGGAGCCGGCAAGGACGGAUCUGGGCCGGCUCAAUCAAAGAAACGCAAGCGCCCGAGCACAGGCAGAUCGGCUGUUCACGACGACGGCCGACUACCGAAACGAAUUAGGACUCUGACUGACGAGCUUGUGGUCCAAAGUCUGAUUUUAGGCAGGAUGAUCGAAGACGGGGAAAUGGAGGAGUGAUGAAAUGCUGGAUCAAAGGUUACGAUUCACGCUAUUAUACCAAGUGGCAUGGCGUCCUGGGGAAAGCAUAUGAGAUGCCAUUAUUCUGUUUGCUGUCAUUAGCGGCGUUAAAGGCCAAUGGAACAUGUGUAGAGUCAGCAUGCAAGGUUAAUAAUUAUCGGCAUUCAUAUGUCGAUCAACGUGAUCG
Pseudomassariella vexata is the source of this 3613-nucleotide messenger RNA. RefSeq lists its product as uncharacterized. The record is from RefSeq and is a predicted model, not a curated record. Gene Ontology annotation, biological process: DNA damage checkpoint signaling; positive regulation of transcription by RNA polymerase II. Bases 100 to 3426 code for a protein of 1108 amino acids. Gene Ontology annotation, molecular function: histone binding. Gene Ontology annotation, cellular component: nucleus. Lineage: Eukaryota; Fungi; Ascomycota; Sordariomycetes; Amphisphaeriales; Pseudomassariaceae. The transcript has 4 exons.